AUGGCUCAAAGACAGGGCAGGGUCGACGGGGAUAUUUAGAGGAAGGAGCAUGGGAUGCUAUACAUGUUAUAGAGGUGGGACCAGAGGAAGAAGAAAACACCAAUUAUCGUUUAACCAGUACAGUUAUGCUGACAUUGACUACAAAUAAUGAGUCAUCUGGAACUUUCAGUUUAUCUGGAUCAAUUAGGCGUCAGAUGAGUAUGAGGCUAUCAGUUGCUGAUGGACAUCUUUGUAACAUGGGAAGGAUGAUUGAAGAAAUGGAGAGUAAGCUGAGGAACUCACUAGAUCAGGUAUACUUCGGUAAAACAAGAGAAAUGGUUUGCACCCUGAGACCACCGUCUGAAGUGACACAGAUGAGAAUGCCUGAGAGCUGAUGUGCCGUUACUUGGUGUAGCAGAGAAAAAAAUUACUUUGUUUUCUUCAUACGUUUAGCUUAUUGGCCGGUAACUUGUGUCACAGUAUUUGCAGUAGGUAGUUUCACAAUGGUUGGUGGUUCGGAUGGCCCUCGUUUUACAGAUGUAGUUCUGUUUGUUGAGUGUCAAAUGUUGUGUUCUGUAGUGGAUAAGCAUCAUGUUUGUUGUUGAUACUUGAAUGAUUCAACAAAACAGUGGAUUUCCAAAACGGGUUGUUGCCUACGAGAAUGCCUGAGAUGAUACGCCCAUUAGGCUGUGUUAUGUGGGGAAUGACCUUCGAAUUUAUCGUACCAUUAAAAGGUGGAUUAUUACUUCAUCAUCAUUGUUAUAAUUAACCAAAAUUACGUAGGAUUACAGUGGAAGACCUAUUGGGAUGAAAAUGAAUACUAGCCUGAGUAAGGGAAUAUUAUCCAUACUCAUGGGCACACCUGGCAAUUUUGAUACCGAUA
Cajanus cajan (pigeon pea) is the source of this 862-nucleotide messenger RNA. NCBI's taxonomy places the organism in Eukaryota, Viridiplantae, Streptophyta, Magnoliopsida, Fabales, Fabaceae. The record is from RefSeq and is a predicted model, not a curated record.